AUGGCCAGCCCCGAGGAAGCACUGGAUGUAAAAGCCCUCCCUAAGAUUGAGCUCCAUGCUCAUCUCAGCGGCAGCAUCAGCCGGCAAUGCCUGCACGAGGUCUGGCUCCGGAAGAAGGCCGCCGGCGAGACGGACCUCGAGGACCCGCUCGUCGUGAUGCCCCCGGGCAAGCAUGACUAUGACCUCAAGACCUUCUUCCCGCUCUUCUCGUCCUACAUCUACAACCUCGUCAACGACGAGUGGGCGCUGACCUACACCACCACGCGCGUCCUGCAGGACUUUGCCGACGACGGCGUCGUCUACCUGGAGCUGCGCACGACGCCGCGCGCCCUGGGCCCGCUGUCCAAGGCCGACUACGUGCGCCGCAUCCUCGACGCCAUCGCCGCCUUCGAGUCGUCGUCGGGCGCGCGCCUGCGCACGCGCCUCAUCCUCUCCGUCGACCGGCGCAACACGCCCGCCCAGGCCCUCGAGGUCGUCGACCUGUGCCGCGCCUUCCCGCGCGCCCAGGUCGUCGGGAUCGACCUCUGCGGCGACCCGGCGAGGGGCGGCAUCGAGGCCCUGUCGCCGGCGUUCGAGGCCGCGCGGGCCGUCGACGGGCUCGGCAUGACGCUGCACUUUGCCGAGGCCGAGUGCAGCGGCUCCGAGGCCGAGCUGGACCUGCUGCUGGGCUGGCGGCCCGACCGCAUCGGGCACGUCAUCCACGUCGGCGAGCGGGCGAGGCGCGCCAUCGUCGAGAGGCGCGGCAUGGGCCUCGAGCUGUGCCUGAGCUGCAACGUCCACGCGCAGAUGAUCACCGGCGGCUUCGAGGCGCACCACUUUGGCGAGUGGUGGAAGGUCGACGGCUGCGUGCCUGUCCUCUGUACGGAUGAUGUGGGUGUCUUUGGCAGCCCGCUUUCCAACGAGUACCGUCUCGUGGCGCAGCACUUUGGGCUUACCAAGGACGACUGCUGCAAGCUGGCGCGGAAGGCGAUUGAUGUCAUUUUUGGCGGCGAGGAGGAGAAGGAGCGGCUCAGGAAGAUUAUGUGGUAG
Molecule: messenger RNA, 1029 nt
Organism: Thyridium curvatum
Lineage: Eukaryota; Fungi; Ascomycota; Sordariomycetes; Thyridiales; Thyridiaceae
Exons: 4
Coding region: 1-1029 (342 amino acids)
Biological process (GO): inosine biosynthetic process; adenosine catabolic process
Molecular function (GO): adenosine deaminase activity
Source: RefSeq, a predicted model, not a curated record